UUUUUUCUUCUUACUUGUUUGGGUUCAGUGAAGUGAAACGCUGUGAAGAAGGAAAAAAUGGCUUCUUCUCCUUCUUCGAUGUGCGCUUCUUACUCUUCAGUAAUCUCGAGACCUUUUUAUAACUCUCAACCGCAAUUCGCGUUCUUCCGUACCGGGAAACUCGGUUCGGUUCCCGAUUCGGGUGGGAGGUUCAGGUGUAUGGCUGGUCAAACCGGAUUCUUCACGAAGCUUGGGAGGCUAAUAAAGGAGAAGGCGAAGAGCGACGUUGAGAAGAUAUUCUCCGGCGGGUUCACGAAGACGCGGAAAAACCUCGUCGUCAUCGACGAGCUUCUUCUCUAUUGGAAUCUCUCCGACACCGAUCGAGUACUCGACGAGCUCGAAGAGGCUCUUUUGGUGUCUGAUUUUGGACCAAAAAUCACUAUUAAGAUAGUGGAGAUUUUGCGUGAGGAUAUAUUGUCAGGGAAGCUCAAAUCAGGCACCGAGAUAAAGGAAGCACUGAAACAGAAUGUCUUGGAUUUGUUGACCACUAAGGGGAGUAAAACUGAACUUCAACUUGGAUUCAGGAAGCCAGCUGUAAUAAUGAUAGUUGGUGUUAAUGGUGGUGGAAAGACAACAUCUCUGGGAAAGCUGGCGUAUAGACUGAAGAAAGAAGGGGCAAAGAUACUGAUGGCUGCUGGUGAUACAUUUAGAGCAGCUGCUAGUGAUCAGCUAGAGAUAUGGGCUGAAAGGACUGAUUGUGAGAUUGUUAGGGCUGAAUCAGAGAAAGCCAAAGCAUCAUCAGUGCUUACACAAGCUGUGAAAAAGGGAAAAGAACUAGGUUUCGAUAUUGUUUUAUGCGAUACAUCUGGACGUUUACACACUAAUUACAGCCUAAUGGAAGAAUUGAUUUCUUGUAAAAAGGCAGUGAGCAAAGUCGUUGCUGGUGCCCCUAAUGAGAUCCUACUGGUUCUGGAUGGAACUACAGGUUUGAAUAUGCUGCCACAGGCAAGAGAGUUCAAUGAGGUUGUAGGUGUUACGGGUUUAAUUUUGACCAAGCUGGAUGGUUCUGCAAGAGGCGGUUGUGUGGUCAGUGUUGUUGAUGAGCUUGGAAUCCCUGUUAAAUUUGUGGGUGUUGGUGAACGUGUAGAAGACCUUCAACCCUUUGAUGCAGAGGCCUUUGUCAAUGCCAUCUUUUCGUAAACCAAUGUUAGGUUAUGUUAAUAUGGAUCAUUUAUUAGCAGAAAAGCUUGGCAUGGAUAUGAAGAGCCAAUACCAGGUCAUAGGAAAGACUGGCAGUGAAGCCAUGCUUAGGAGAGGGAAGGCAAUCAACGCAUUACAAAGCUGUGUAAAUGAUUUUGUGGUGCAGAGACGAUAAAGCUGUGUAGACGAUUUUGUGGUGCACGUUAGGGUGUAUAGAAACAUUUUUCAUUCUCUGUGGCUCAAAGAUUUUGACAACACAAAGGUGUUUAUAUGAUGUGCAUGUAAACAUGUGCCCCAUUGUUUGUAAUAUAUCUGUUUGAUUAAUGAUAUGUUUUUCUUGCUUAGAUUUCUCA
Messenger RNA from Arachis duranensis, 1532 nucleotides. RefSeq names its product cell division protein FtsY homolog, chloroplastic. Gene Ontology annotation, molecular function: GTPase activity; ATP hydrolysis activity; signal recognition particle binding. Lineage: Eukaryota; Viridiplantae; Streptophyta; Magnoliopsida; Fabales; Fabaceae. Gene Ontology annotation, biological process: SRP-dependent cotranslational protein targeting to membrane. Gene Ontology annotation, cellular component: membrane. The coding region runs from base 58 to 1179 and encodes 373 amino acids. The transcript has 12 exons. The record is from RefSeq and is a predicted model, not a curated record.